UUGACAACACAAUAACUUUUAAAUUACUUUGAGUUUUUCGAUUCAUUUUGCUUAUGUUUGUCUCCACACCAAUACGUUGUUUUCGUUGUUUCACGGAGGAAAUUAACUAAAGAAAGGAGGAUAUAUAAAAACUAUCUAAUGGGCUACUGCUGCUGUCCACCACACGAGGUCCUCAUUUUCAAAACAAACAAAAUGGCGGCGCACGUGAGAUGGGGACUUCAGCAGUUGUUACGGGCAGGAAAAACGGCCGACUCUAGGUUUCCAGUCAAGACCAGAAGCUUAUACCACUCACGGUGCUCGACCCAGAUCUUCAGACAUGUUCAGCCUCGGCCAGGGACAGGAAUCAUUAACUUUUCAAUAAGGCACCUGUCCAUCCAGACUCAAGACACUCCAAACCCCAGGAGCAUAAAGUUUCUCCCUGGUAAACCUGUUCUGGGAAGUGGCACGCUUGACUUUCCCACUUCAAGCUCAGCUGAAUGUUCAUCUUUAGCCAGAGACCUGUUUGAAAUUGAAGGAGUAAAAAGUGUGUUCUAUGGCCCUGACUUCAUCACAGUCACUAAAACAGAUGAGGAUGUGGAAUGGACAGACAUUAAGCGUAAUGCUUUGGAGGCCAUUGCCAAGUUCUUUGAGAGUGGUGACCCAAUAACAACAGGGGUAGUGCACCAUGAAAGUAGUGUAUCUGAAGAUGAUGAUGAAAUUGUAUCUAUGAUAAAGGAGCUUCUGGACACUAGAAUCAGACCUACAGUGCAGGAGGAUGGAGGUGAUGUCAUCUAUAAGGGGUUUCAGGAUGGCACAGUCAAGCUGAAACUGGUUGGUUCCUGCACAGGGUGUCCAAGUUCUACUGUUACCCUGAAGAAUGGCAUUCAGAACAUGCUGCAGUUUUAUAUCCCUGAAGUAGACAAUGUGGAACAGGUGGAAGAUGAGGUGGAUGAAAUCAAUGCAAAGGUUUUCUUAGAGCUGGAACGCAAAUUACAAGAAUAAUACAUGAUAUCCAUGAUAUUGCAUUGUGUAAAAACACAGUCAUGCAUACUUUCCACUAAUUAGUUACCAUUGUACAAUAAUAACAAUGAAAUAAGAAAUUAUUACCUGCUAUUUUGUGUGCAUGUUAUAUACUGUUAGAGUGACUGCUGUAUUCUACCAUGUCCUUACCAAGAAAAGGAGAUACAGGAAUAUACCUGUAUACAGAAAAUACCUUAAUUCUUCUGUAAAUGUGAUGUAUUUAUUUCUUAUAAAUAUUUAAUAUUUUUAAAGAAUACUUUCAUAGGUUGAAAAUAUUGUGAAUUGUUGACGAAAUUGUGAAUUGUUGACAAUUUACAUGGUCAAACAGAAUGAAGAUUUUAUGAGGUAUUUCGAUGGUUGUUAGGGUGCCAUAUACCUACUGAAACACAACUGACCAGUUUUUACUUGUAAACAUAUCUAUACAUUAAAUUAAAUGUUAUUUAGGCCCGAAUUUUUCAUUAAGUGGAAGGUUUGCUAUGUACCUAAGAGGUGGAUGCUAUGCAUGUGCUUUUUGUGCUCCAUUCUUCAGAUUUACCGAAUCACUGUAUUAAACAAAGUUAACAGUUUUAAAGCAAA
Messenger RNA from Etheostoma spectabile (orangethroat darter), 1575 nucleotides. RefSeq names its product NFU1 iron-sulfur cluster scaffold homolog, mitochondrial. Gene Ontology annotation, molecular function: iron-sulfur cluster binding; iron ion binding. NCBI's taxonomy places the organism in Eukaryota, Metazoa, Chordata, Actinopteri, Perciformes, Percidae. Gene Ontology annotation, biological process: iron-sulfur cluster assembly. The coding region runs from base 139 to 981 and encodes 280 amino acids. The transcript is spliced from 8 exons. The record is from RefSeq and is a predicted model, not a curated record. Gene Ontology annotation, cellular component: mitochondrion.